AUGAUGGACCGCGGUCGUCCCAGACUCGACACCUCUCCCUCCCAUCCCUCCACAUCUAACUCCCCAUCAUCCCGCCAACAGGUCGUUGCUUCCAAGAUUGAGCCAGUCAAACGGAAACCUGUCCCCUCUUCUGCCUUGCCGCUCAUAGGCAGAGUCCAAUCCCUUUCCUCCGGAGGCGUCGUCGUUGCUGUGGGCGAAGACGACGCUGGCGGCUACAACCCUGGUGAUCCUAAUCGACAAUCAUUUCUCCAAGACCCACCAUCGCUGCCUCCUCCUAAUAUCAUUUCUCCGCCGCUCCAAGUCCGUGAUCUUGACCAGUUUCCCCGAGGCUAUUCUCCACGUGGCCCUCAACCUCCACAAAGCGAAUACUUCCCUCCUGUCAAUACGGAAAAUCGACAACCCUCUCCCCGGCCACAACGGGCGCGACAAGCUAGCGAAUCCAGACUCCAUGAAGCUCUCCGGACCAAACCGGUCCCCAACAACCUGGGAUUGCAACGAGCAAUGUCCUUGCACCCUUCCAAUCGACCCACGAGUAAUGAUUACGAAUCCUCUGAUCCUACGAUAAUAACAAAAACUCCGAGAUCACCAGGGCCCAACAAGCUCACAUCUUUCUUCGGGUGGAAGACCUCGUCCCCCAUUGCCGAAGUCUCACCCACGACAUACUCAGAUGGUAGCCAUUCCCCAGCUCUUCCUUCGCCACUGUCCCCGUCACCUCACAGUAUCACUUCAUCCAACAAGUCGACAUCUCGUAUGACAGACAUCCCCAAAGCAAACGGAAACAUGGGCACCCAAUACUUUGCCGGCACGGGGUUCCCAGUGCCGCCAGGCGCAGAUGGAACAGGGCAGUUCAAUGACGUGGAUGAAGAAUUGCGUGAAGUCAGCACAGAGCUAGCCGGAUCGAUACGAAGAGAAUUGGAAUUGGAAGAUCUGGUGGACCAACUACGACUUGAAGCAUCGCAAGGACCGGAAUUGGGACGGCGGACUAGUGACUAUUUCUCGGACUCCGGCAGUGGCUCAUACAGGUAUCCCCUGAGCGACGCUGGUGCAGGCAAGGGGGACGAUCUGGCCAAAUUGAGAAGGAUAUCAGAGCAGGAGAAGGCACAGUUCAAGCUCAACCUGACGCAGAAGCUUCAAGAUGAGCGAGACAAACGGAAGGGGCUUGAAAAUUACGUUCAACAGCUUGGCAAGCAGCUGGCAAACAUGGAUGAAGAGCGUGCCUUAUACUCUGCCGGAAUCACUAAAGUUCAUGAGCUCGAGAGCUCCUUAGAAGACCAUCGACGGCGGCUCCAAGAAGAAAGACAAGCUAAAACAAAUUUCGAGGACUUGCUCACUGCGCUUCGAGGUGAGUUUUCAAAACAUCGAGACGAACGAGACAACCUUCGGGACGAGGUGGUGCCCCAGCUGAAGUCGCGUCUGGAAGGUCUGGAAGGAGGAGCUGCAGAAUACCAAAAGUUGACUUACGACAACGCGCGGAUGCAGCAAGAGCUCCAAUCCCUCAAAAAUGAGAAUUCUACGUUGAUGAAUGCUAGAAGGCUACAGCUGGAGAUGCAAAAUCAUGGUUCACAGUUUGAUUCUAUUGCUGAAGAGAACGGACACCCGGAAACGCAAGGAUCCGGAACGGGCCUGACCAGAUCGAGCUCCGUCGCCGGGCAAAGGGGUGGAUUGUCAAGAGCUGGUACUUUGAAGAGGUCAAAUUCCGUAUCAAACAAGGAACGAGAAUCCAGGGAUUCCCUUGCGGAUAGGGUCAAAGAUAUUGAAAUGCAGCGUGACGCUCUACACCGGGCUUUGAAAAGCUUGCUUGAUCGACAGAGUUACCAAAAAAAUGAACAUGAAAAGGGAAUCCGGAACCUGGAGAUCGAGAGGGAUCGCGCUCUGCAGAACCAAUCUCCUCGAAGGGUAGGGUAUGAGAAAGAAGUCGCAGGCUUACGAAUUGAGAUCAAUCAGCUUCGGCGGCGAGCCGAGGAUGCGUCCAUGCAAAAGUACCAUAUUGAGAAAGGACUUGGUGGACUGAAGAAAGAUCUUGAUAGAGCUGAGCAGGAGACAAGCUCUCUAAGAAAGGUCCUGCAAGAGCAUGACAUCCUGAUCCCCGAGAUCUCUGGUCAAUCAUCAUCAGAGACCGCAACUGGAGCGCAUGCCACGUCUGCCUCGCUUGAGAGGGCCUAUAGAGAUCUACAAGUCACGCAAGCUAUGUCCAUCACCAAACUUCGGGAGCUGCAUGGAGGCGCACCUUCAAGUGUUGAAGAUGCUGACACGGCUGCUACAAUGGAUAAGCUACUGAAAAGCAUGAACGACGCCGAGGCCGAGCGAGACUAUGCUAAGAAGCAAGCAGCAACAUUUCGAGCACAAGCAGAAUCCCUUAUGGAAGCAGAGUCCUUUCACACCGGAGAGAAUGCAGGCUUGGUAGACCAGCUCCGCGCAUCGGCAGACCGUGUGGAGGCCUUAUCUUCCCAAGUGCGCCUCCAACUAGAAUCGAAUGCCAGUUUACGGCAAAGGCUCGCCGAAGCCGUUGGUAGAGGCGAAGAAGCACAGAAGAACUCGACGACGCGGAUCAAUAGCAUGCAAGGCAAACUCAAGAAUCUGGAGGACAAGCUCAUGAACGCCCAGCAACACUCCGAGGAAGCCUUUGCGCAGCACGAAGAGGAGGUUCGUGAGAUCAGGGAAAGCCACAAUCAGCAACUGCAGCGGCUCAAGACUGGUCUUAAGACGCCCACGGUGUUUUCUCCCGUCGCAAAUUCUCCUUUGUCCCCCAGAACAAUGUUCGGCGGUCGCUCCCCGAAGCUGGACAGGACGACGACCGGGUUGGGUAUGUCGCUUGAUGAGGCUCUCAAGACUGAAUCCUUAGAGAAGAGGGUUGCAGAAUUGGAGAGGGCGCUGGGUGAAGCGGAUCUGGAGAUGGAGGAGGUAGUCGGGAGGAUGAACCAGGCGCAGAUCGAGGUCAUGGAGUUGCAGUCUGCUCGGGACGAGGCAAUGCGCCAGACCCGGAAAUUGCAAGCUGCCAUCAACGCCGAGAGGGAGACGGUCGACAAGCUGAUGAAGUGA
Molecule: messenger RNA, 3039 nt
Organism: Letharia columbiana
Lineage: Eukaryota; Fungi; Ascomycota; Lecanoromycetes; Lecanorales; Parmeliaceae
Exons: 4
Coding region: 1-3039 (1012 amino acids)
Source: RefSeq, a predicted model, not a curated record